Camelina sativa (false flax) is the source of this 1816-nucleotide messenger RNA. Lineage: Eukaryota; Viridiplantae; Streptophyta; Magnoliopsida; Brassicales; Brassicaceae. The record is from RefSeq and is a predicted model, not a curated record.
UCUACUAAAAUCUCUUUAGGUCUCCCCCUUGUUUUUCACGGCGGAGAGAUAAUUAGCGCGAGAAACUCUACUAAAGAAAAGAAAAAAAAAAAAAAGGGGGGUAAUGAUGGAUGCGAUAGAAGAAUCUGUGGAGUACCAUGAUGCAAACGACGGUAAUAUGUUCCGUUUACUCGAGGACGAAGACCAUGGAUGUAGUAACCAAGUCGUGCCCCAGAAGAAGAAGAAGAAGCUCAGUGGAAACCUAGCUGAUUGGGAAGUGUCUUUUGCGAAUGUUGCGGCAAAGAUGGGUCCUUCAGAUCUUGCGGAUUUCCUCGACAAAGUUCCGGUACGUUCGUGCAAUCCAUCCUCUCAUCUUCUAAAAUCAAUCAAAAUUUCCCAAUUUUUUGGUUUGGUUUGGUUUGGUUUCCCAAUAUAUUUUAUAGGACGAGUAUCCGCCUGUGCCCAUGUUUCGGCUAACUAGAUUUCUCGAUUACUAUGACGAUGCACUUUCCGGAGUAUCAUGUCCAUGGUGUAAGAUGUUCAAGGACUCUAAUUUGGCCAGCCUGAUCGAUGUUCCGUUAUGUCAUAUUCCUGAACCUGUCCUCCGAACAUCAGUCGAAUGGCUCAACCAACAAGUUCAAAUAGUGUUCUCAGUGACUUUAUAAUGUUGACAUUUCAUUAUAUAUUCUCUUAUUUGGUUACACCAGCAAAAGACUAUGUUCCCGAGGGUAGCCUGUUAUUCAUAAUGGGCGAGACUAAGUUGGCAAUGUUUGUUACAACAGCAAUGAUUUUGCGUAGCAAACCUCACCUCUUAGUUGAGGUUUUGCCCUCUCUGAGGAGGUAUGCGCCUUUCUAUCAAGUACAGGGCCAGAUUCCGCUUACUCUUUGGUUCAUUACUCAGGCCUCUAAAGAUGAUUUAUCUCUAGGCUUGCUUUCAUGGGGUCAUAACUUGUUACCUCUAAUCGACAGCUAUCCUCAGUCAACAGAUGCCAUCCUCGACUUUGUCGAGAAGAUUUUGGCCAAACCAGAUGAUCAGGCCAGUUUUUUAAAAGCUCCUCUCUGGGAGGGAGAGCGGCUUAUUCCACCUCUUUCAUUUGAGAUCUUGCUUCGGCUUACAUUCCCUGCUUCACCCGAGCCUACUACAAGUAGGUUUAAGGCAAUUUACCCCUUUCUGAAACAAUUGGCUUUUGUCCGUACAACAAGCAAUAGCCGGGCAAUAAUAGAAGAAAAUAUAUUCACUGUUUCCUUGAGAUUAUCUGGAGAAGGAAAUACUGCUUUAGCCGAGGAAGCUAGAUCAAUCGCUCUCUGGUCUCUGACCGUUGACAAGGAUUGCUGGGAUAUCUGGGAGAAUCUCUGCGAUAGAAAUGUGAAAGUGAGUCUUGAUAUUCUUAAAACACUUGUAGGGAAAUUCAAGGACGGUGAACUCGAGGCAAUGAAUGAACAGAUAUUCAAUUUUUUGUUUUACUUAGCUGCACGAGGAAAUUUACCCCAGCAAGCUACCGCUAUCUGGUCUCUGAACAUAAUCGUUGAUUGCUGGAAGCAGAGGGGCAAUAUCUCUGUGGAUAAUCUAAAAGCUUGUGUUCGUCUUCUUGAAAAUCAUAUCGAGAGAUGUUCACCAGGAAGCAAGGCAAGGAAACAAAUCACUCGAAAGAUAUUUACUCUCUCUUUGAAAUUAGCUGGAGAAGGCGAGGAAGCUGCUACAUCAANUUACUCCCUUCCUCGAUUAGGAGCUUGUCCCCAAGCUCCAACUCUGGAUAUGCUUCAUACAAUUUGGAUGCCUCCUCCCAGGUUGAAUCUUCUACAGCGUCAGCAGUCCAUUGAACCAGUACCUGUCUAG